GGGGUAUCGAAAUCAGCGCUCUUGGAGUGGAUCAACGCCUACUUCGACAUCAACUACACGAAAAUCGAACAAUGUGGCAACGGUGCAGUCUACUGCAUGAUAUUUAACGCGUUAUACCCAAACAUCAUCAACGUCUCGAGGAUACACAGGUCUCCCAGCUCGGAGUUCGAGACACUGACAAAUUACAAGCUGCUGCAGCACGGCUUCAACAAGGUAAGAAUAUCAAGGGACGUCAACGUAGAGAAGUUGAUGCGAUGCAGACUGCAGGACAACUUAGAGUUUCUACAGUGGUUGGGCAAGCUGUGGUGUGAACACAAUAAGGACUUCACGUUCAGCGGCUCGACCUCACGCCCUGCCUCGAGAAGGACGAGCUCGAUCGGUGUCGACCGAAAUCCCACCAGCAAGCCGCUAGGUUCCAGGAAAAGCUCCAAUGCCACGCCGCAGCAACGUAACGAUUUUCGAGUUAACGCUGCUACAGAUAACAAUGGCAGCAAUCACAUAAGUGAGGAUAAGAGGCUCCUGACUGAGGUUUCUCAGUUGAAGCAAAAGCUACAAACGGCCAAUGAAGCACUGGAAGAGGUGUCCAACCUGAAGGAGUGCCUUCAGAUUGAGAGAAAUUUCUACUUUGGCAAACUACGAGAGAUAGAGGUCAUCUGUCAGAACAUAUCGCAAACGGACAACGCCGAGCAGAUAUCGACUCUCGCAUUGAUUGAGGAUUUGAAGGAUAUAAUGUAUAGUACGGAGGAGGGGUUC
Molecule: messenger RNA, 753 nt
Organism: Pichia membranifaciens NRRL Y-2026
Lineage: Eukaryota; Fungi; Ascomycota; Pichiomycetes; Pichiales; Pichiaceae
Exons: 2
Biological process (GO): protein localization to microtubule plus-end; spindle assembly; regulation of microtubule polymerization or depolymerization
Cellular component (GO): microtubule organizing center; microtubule plus-end; spindle midzone
Molecular function (GO): microtubule plus-end binding
Source: RefSeq, a predicted model, not a curated record